AUGAGCACUGGGUGUUAUAUGCAACCGUUCUUCCCGGGCACCUACAACGACGUCCCCCCGACCUAUGAGAUGCUCAAGGAGGAGCACGAGGUGGCUGUAUUCGGGGCGCCCCAGAGCUCGGCUCCCGUGACGACCACUGUGAUCAACAUCCGUAGUGAGACAGCCGUGCCUGACCACAUCGUCUGGUCCCUGUUCAACACCAUCUUCAUGAACUGGUGCUGCCUGGGCUUCGUGGCCUUCGCCUACUCCAUGAAGUCCAGGGACCGGAAGAUGGUGGGUGACAUGACUGGGGCCCAGACUUAUGCCUCCACCGCCAAGUGCCUGAACAUCUGGGCCCUGGUCUUGGGCCUCCUUCUGACCACUGGAUCCAUUGUUCUUCUGCUGUUUGUCUACACUACCGCCUACAGUGUAUUUUUGAAGUCUAUGCAGGAGAACAAUGGGUACCACUAG
Molecule: messenger RNA, 450 nt
Organism: Zalophus californianus (California sea lion)
Lineage: Eukaryota; Metazoa; Chordata; Mammalia; Carnivora; Otariidae
Product: interferon-induced transmembrane protein 1-like
Exons: 2
Coding region: 1-450 (149 amino acids)
Biological process (GO): host-mediated suppression of symbiont invasion; response to interferon-alpha; defense response to virus
Cellular component (GO): plasma membrane
Source: RefSeq, a predicted model, not a curated record